This is a messenger RNA of Cotesia glomerata, 1456 nucleotides long. RefSeq lists its product as uncharacterized. The coding region runs from base 624 to 1400 and encodes 258 amino acids. The transcript is spliced from 4 exons. The record is from RefSeq and is a predicted model, not a curated record. NCBI's taxonomy places the organism in Eukaryota, Metazoa, Arthropoda, Insecta, Hymenoptera, Braconidae.
AUUGUGUGACGCCAAAUAAAUUAAAACCCAAGCAUCACUUGUUGUCUAGACUACAUUUCCGUAAGUAGAGUAGAUACUAUAGGAAAAAUUGGUGGGCCAGAGAGUUCACUUUUGAAACUGGUGGUGGGGAUAAAAGAAUCAUGAGUUCGAAAAGACGAUCAUCAGUCACGCUGCUACUACUUAGCUGGAACAGUUCGCCUAUCUCAGUGCAUAGUAUAUUCAUGUUUAGUUUUUUUUUAAUUUGUUUUCUUUUCAUAAUCAUUCUUUACGUCAUUCUACUGUACCAAAAGUUACGAUAAUAUUGAUAAAAUUUUGUAAUUUUUGUAAAAAGAAGAACUAUUUUAUUUAUUUCUGUGUAUAAAAUGUACAUGUGGUGUAUAUAUUUUAGUGCAUUUUGAGAAAGGUUAAUAUUACCUAAAUUUCAUGUGAAGUGUAACAUAUUAGACGGUUAAAUUUUAUCUGUCUGUGAUCAUCAUCUAUCUAGCAUCAUGCGCCGAGGUCCAUACCAAAAAUAUUUUGAUCGUUUUGGCAAGUGUGCAAUGCCUCAUUCAACUUUCUACCUUAGAAAAACAACGAUCAAAGAUUCAAGAGAAACAUGAAAUGGAAAAACUUUAGUCGGAGAAAUGAGAAAUCAUAAUAGCAACAGUCCCGAGUAUCAUUUGGACAUUAUUCAUGAUGCCCAGCAAUUAAGUAAUGAGCAAAAUUUUGAAAUUAUUGAUAUAAAUUCAAGCACUGAUAACACAAAUGGCAAAGUAUACGGACUUGAUUCAAAUUUGUGGCUUCGGGAUGAAUUAGAUGAACAUGAAACUACUAGACAUUCAUGGUUUGAUGAUGAUUAUAAUGAGCAACUUAAUGAGGAAGAAGUUUGGUUUGAGGCUGAAGAACGCUUGGACGAGCCUUUUUAUGAGUCAACUUCGAAUGAUUUUCAUCAGCAGAAUUUUAGUAAUGAAAACAGCGCUGAAGAAAAAUAUAAUGAGUCGCUAUGUAAAUGUACAUCCAUAACAAGAGGUGAAGCAUUAUUAAUGACACUGCUGUUAGGAGCUCAGCAAUCUUUACCGUGGACAACUAUAGUAGCAAUAUUGUCUCUAAUCAAUACUUUGUUCGGUCAUAAAGUAGUUCCAGAGUCAAAGUAUCAACUUUUUAAACUAUUGCAACUUAACGAUAAAAUGAUUUGCUACCAUAUGUUUUGUAAGGAUUGUUCACUAUAUAUUGGGGCUCAAAAUAAUUCAAAUUCUGAAGACUUGAAGUGUCCUAAUUGCGGAAUUGAGGAUAAUUCAUCAAAUAUUUCGUUCUUCUUAACAUUAGACAUGGAAACGCAACUUAAGACAAUAUUACAAGAUAGUAAAGUACAAGAAGCUCUAAUCGACCGUUUCGAAGGAAAAACCAAAAGGGGACUUUAAUAAUAUUGAAAACAUUACUGAUGGACAAAUAUACAAGAAAUUAUCAACUGCAAAUA